Aedes albopictus (Asian tiger mosquito) is the source of this 1018-nucleotide messenger RNA. RefSeq lists its product as uncharacterized. NCBI's taxonomy places the organism in Eukaryota, Metazoa, Arthropoda, Insecta, Diptera, Culicidae. Gene Ontology annotation, cellular component: extracellular region. The coding region runs from base 132 to 986 and encodes 284 amino acids. Gene Ontology annotation, molecular function: chitin binding. The record is from RefSeq and is a predicted model, not a curated record. The transcript is spliced from 2 exons.
UCUACGUGAUGCCCCGAAGCCCGUAUCGGAAUGACUCACCCGUUGACCUCGAAGUCCCAAUAGUAUAAGAUUCGCAUCCGAACGACUCGCCACCAACAGUUCCCUCACGAAUCGCUUAUCAGCCAGUCACGAUGACCACAGUAAAAUUGGUUCUGGUGACUCUGACGGUAUCAGUCGCCGCUGGCGCUUCCCGACUGACAUCAUCAAUGGCAAAACAGAACCCCACGGAAGAGGAGUUUCCGGUUGAUGGUAUGGACGGUGGUGGUACUGGGAAUGUCCCCGGACCCGGUGCGGAAUGGGACACUCGGUGUCCCACUACUGUGGGCAGUGGAGCGAUUUGCAUGGAUUGCAACAAGAUUUCGGUGUGCCUACGGGGGAAGGUGCUUCCAGCAAGGGAUUGUCCACGAGAGGCACCGUACUGUGUGAAUUCGGAUGGAAUGGGCGGCCACUGCUCGGCCAAACCGGAUGAAGAGCGCGAGGACUGCCGCAGCGACUUCCAGUGUUCGUCGGAGGGUUACUUUCCAGAUCCCCACAACUGUCACUACUACUAUUUGUGCGAUAUGGAUUUAAAGGCUUUCAAGUAUGACUGCAUGCCAGGGUAUGUGUACGACAUGGCCAGCAAGAAUUGCAAAAGGCAGUUUUUUUCGCAGGAAUGCAAGAUCCUAGACUGCGCCAAGUCCAACGGAGUGUGGGUCUACUAUGACAACAACAAGCAGUUCUAUGGCUAUUGCUAUCAGACGGAGGCCGGCCUCGAAGAGGUGGUGCUGUUCAAGUGUGGUGAUGGAUCUGAGUUCGAUGGGCAGCAGUGUCAGUACAAGUGCAGGUCCGAAGGGAAGUUCCCCGACACCCAGGAUCACUCAAGGUAUUUUGAGUGCUACUAUGUUGGAUUUGUAAUGCAUUUUAGAGUAAAGACUUGUGCCAAGGGAAUGGUUUUCGAUGGAAAUGCGAAGAUCUGUAAACCGAGUCAUACUGUUCAGCAUAAAUAAAUAUAAUUUAAGAUAAAAGUUCGUGUUUGUGC